AAAAAAAAACACACAGUUUACGUGCUAUUUUUUAUAUUCAUAUUAACAAUGGUUAUUAAAACAGAUCGAGCGUUUUAUAAAAAGACAAGAAGUAAUGCCAUCAUAAAACUAGUUAGAGAACAAUAUGUACGCACCGACAUUCCUUGUUUGUCAGAAGAAUGCCCUUCUCAUUGUCAAAAUGAUCAACAACAAACAUUGUUAAGUGGAGACCAUUAUAUUAUACCCGAUAUUUCAGUUAUUAUGCGUUAUUUAGAAAUUUUAGAACAAGAAGAAGUUACUGGUAUUAUUUUUAGUCAAACAGUAACCAUGAAUCUUCAACAGCAUGAUAAACUUAAAACAUAUCGUAAACUUCGUCAAAUUAUGAAUGACUCGAGAAGAAAGAGUGUUAUGUUUUAUAAUGAAAUAUUUAAAGAUACAAAGAUAGCAAGAAUGCCAGAUGAAACAAGUGCAGACCGUGAUUGGAGAGCGUUAUGUCAGUUAGCUCGGUGGUACAGCGCACAUUUACAUCACCAAAAGAAGAUUAUAUUACUCUCUGAAGUACACCAUGCUGAAACAAAUGAUGUGAAUGUGAUGACGACAAAAGAGUAUUUGGACUUGUAUUGGAAAGAUAAUAGCUUGUUACAGAAUCUUGUACAUGUUUUAGCUGAUGUUGUUUUAGAAGAUAACAAUGAGGAUGGAAAAAUUAGGUUAUCUUUAAAACUAUCACAUGGAUCAAGUACAACUGCUGUUCAUGGAUAUACCGAGUAUAAGCCUAUCGAUGAACUUGAAAUAGGUAUAAAGUCGAGUCGUUAUUAUUCUGGUAUUUUACGUUGUAAAAAAGAUAAUCGAGAUCAAGCCUAUGUAACUGGAUCAGGAUAUCUCGGCAAAGAUAUUUUAAUUAUCGGGAAUGAAAAUCGUAAUCGCUCAGUUCAUGGAGAUUUAGUUGUAGUAGAGUUAUUAUCUGAAACUAAUUGGACUACUCUUUCAAAUGAUAUUUCUUUUGAUACGAGUAAUACAGAAGAUGAAUAUGAAGAGAAUAGAUUAAAGAAUUCGAUAACUACAGCAACUCAGCCAACAGGACGUGUAGUAGGUGUAUUAAAUCGUAAUUGGAGAUCUUAUGUGGCUACACUUCAAGAGGAUAGUUCUGAAAUAGGCGGUUCAAUUCAUUUAGCUAUUCCGUUAGAUCCUGUUAUUCCAAAGAUUAGAAUAAAAUAUCAAGAUGUCAAACUUAUUGAAAAUCAACGUAUAGUUGUUCGUAUUGAUAAUUGGCCAAUUCAUUCACAAUAUCCAAAUGGCCAUUUUGUUCGUUCUUUAGGUCCCAUUCAUCAAUUGGAUACAGAGAUAUCUGCUAUUUUAGUUGAACAUUCAAUUUCAGUAUCUCAGGCUAGUCAAGGUUUUAGUGAAAUGUCAUUAAAGGAAAUGCCAAUCGAUACUACUGAAAAUCCAUGGACACCGGAAAAGGAUGAAAUACUUCAAAGAAGAGAUUUGAGAAAUUUGACUGUCUUUAGUAUUGAUCCUCCUAACUGUCAAGAUAUUGAUGAUGCACUUUCUAUAAAAGAACUAGACGAUGGAAAAAUCGAACUCGGUGUUCAUAUUGCAGAUGUUAGUUACUUUGUAAAAGAAAAUUAUAUCACUGAUCUAGAAGCAAAAUCAAGAGGAACCACCGUUUAUUUAGCAGAUAGACGCUUUGAUAUGCUUCCAUCUGUACUCAGUGAAAGAGUAUGUUCCUUAAGACAUAAAGUCGAUCGUUACGCUGUUUCUGUUAUUUGGACAUUAAACAAAGAUUAUCAAAUUUUGGACACAUGGUUUGGAAGAUCGAUUAUAAGGUCAAGUUGUGAAAUGGAAUAUGAACAAGCGCAACAACUUUUAGAUGGAAAAAGUGUUGCAACUGGUUUAGACUCAAUUUUAUGUAAAAAAUUAAAACCAUGUAUUAUAAAGCUUGCAGAAGUUCUACGUGUGAUGAGAGAAAGACGCUUAGCUAAAGGUGCUUUAGAGUUAGAAGGAUCUGAAGUCAAAUUUAAAAUUACAGAUCAACAUGAAAUCACUGAUAUAAUUCCUAAGCAUAGUUUAGAGAUUCAUGGAUUAGUAGCAGAAGCUAUGAUUCUAGCAAAUGCAUCAGUUGGUAAACGAAUUUAUGAAGGCUUUAAAGAAUCUGCCAUUCUUAGACACCAUCCACCUCCAACUAAAAGCCAAUUUGAAGGACUAGUGAAAGCAGCAAAAAGCAGAGGAUUUUCAAUAGACUUUUCAUCUAAUAAAACAUUAGCUCAGUCACUCGAGGAGAUUAGUAGAGGAUGCAAAGACGAUCCUGAAAUAGCAAGAUUAUUAAAAACCAUGGCCACUGUAGCCAUGAAUGAAGCAGGAUAUAUAUCUUCUGGUCAUUACCCAGCUUAUGAAUACUAUCAUUAUGGUUUAGCACUUGAAUUUUAUACUCACUUUACAUCGCCUAUUCGUAGAUAUGCAGAUAUCAUUGCACAUCGACAAUUACUUACAUGUGUUCAGGAUCCAACUGCCAUAAAGGACAAUCAUGACCGUGGAUCUGUUAUGUUUAAAGAUGCAUCCAUUGCUAGUAUUUGUGAAAAUCUAAAUUUAAAAUCAAGAGAGUCCAAGUUUGCUCAAAGAGAUUCCACAGAAUUGUUUCAAAGUCUUUAUGUACUACAGCACACUUCUAAUGAUACAUCACUUAUCGAAAGAGGUGUUAUUUCAGAAAUUAGAUCAAAUGGAUUCUAUGUAUUUGUGCCAAGACUUGGUUUAAAGGGGCCAGUGUAUCUUAAGGAUAAAAAUGGUGAACCAAGUGUUCCUUUGUCUUUAAUUACUGGAAAGGAAACUAAGGAUGAAAAUGAAACUAUUCCCAAUUGUAGAAUAGAAAUCGAUAUGCCGAACAGCAUCUCUGUUCAUUCUACUGACUUGCCUAACCCUAUACAAUUUAAUUUAUUCGAUCAUGUACAGGUAUCUUUGAAGUUACGAAAAUCACAUGCUCAUCGCCAUAUGGUCUAUAUGACAUUGGUCGAUUUUGAACAUAUUGAACUCGCUUCUACUAAACUCGUUAGGAUGACAAAUACGGAGAUGUUGCAUGCUAUUGAAGAAGAAGAAGAAGAAAAAAAAAAGCCUACAGAGCAAAGUAAAAAGAAAAAGAAGUCUUCAUCAAUGUACGAAUUGCUUGAAAAGUUUAGAAAGCUGUCCAUUAUUGAAAGUAAAGCUGUUAUUGAGCUUUAAACAAAAGGAAAGGGGAAAGUUCUGCACAAAUAUAUAAAUGGUCAAUACAAAAGGUUAUAUAAUAUGUCUUGAUAGUAACAUUUACUGUCAUUAUUAUACCACGUUUUAAUAAAAAAAAA
Messenger RNA from Cokeromyces recurvatus, 3311 nucleotides. Its product is annotated as DIS3-like exonuclease 1-like protein. Gene Ontology annotation, biological process: rRNA catabolic process. The transcript has 20 exons. Gene Ontology annotation, cellular component: cytoplasmic exosome (RNase complex). NCBI's taxonomy places the organism in Eukaryota, Fungi, Mucoromycota, Mucoromycetes, Mucorales, Mucoraceae. The record is from RefSeq and is a predicted model, not a curated record. Gene Ontology annotation, molecular function: RNA binding; 3'-5'-RNA exonuclease activity. The coding region runs from base 49 to 3192 and encodes 1047 amino acids.